AUGAAAGCGGCAAGAAAGCGUCGUCUACGCCCCAAGGAGAUCCUGGGAAUAUUCUCUUUCUCUCUUUUCUUCUACUUCUUUAUUUGGCCCGUAUUCAAAUACAAACAAAAUGUCGAGUUGGAAUACGGUACGUACAGUAACCUAUUUGGCAAAACAACUAUAUAUUUGGAUUUUAGGCCAACGUCUGAUUACAUAUUUAAAUUCAACUCGAAAUUACACAUAUUCGAAGACACAAGCUUGUCGAUUUCCAAUAAUCGACCCAUUUGAUCCCACCAUCUUAUCUUAUGUUAGACAUCCAGCCGAACUCAAAUGCCAAAGAGUGCAGCCAAGUUUUGUCACGGUGAGGUUAAAUCGGCUCUAUUUGGAUGAAGGUUUGGCCAGACAACAUAAUCUAAGAGACCUAAAAUACGCCCUCUUUCGACGACAGAAUGGCUCCGAUUACAAUGUAAUCUAUGACCCUUACCGCGAAUUUAAAGGCUCAAUUUCGAUGAAUGUAAGUUAUAAUUUUUUGCUAUUGUUUUGAAGACUUCAACUUGGAAUUUUAGGGAGCCAAUGGAUGUGUUUUUCGUGGAUCUUAUGGCGAAAACAAGGCUUAUAUUGAUAUUUUUGCCUCAGUAAAUCCAAUCUUCCCUAAAGCACCGAAGAAUGACGGGAAAUAUCGACCGAAUGUGAUGAUCAUAGGAAUCGACUCAGUGAGUCGAAGCAAUGUCAUCAGAAAUCUGCCAAAAACUUAUGGGUAAGAUCAGCUUUUUGUGAGCUUAUACAUGACCAAAGUACUAUCGAAAUAUCUCAAAGAUAUGUUCAUUGAAUGAGCUGCUAUUCUAGCUAUUUGACAAGCAAGAUUGGUGGAUUUGAUUUCCGAGGGUACGCCAAGAUUGAUGACAAUACAUCGCCAAACAUGAUCGCCUUAACAACUGGUCGGAGGGUUACUGUGAAAGCCUCGGAACUCCCGUUAGACCCACAAAAGGAGUUCGUUGACUCUUGGCCUUUCAUUUGGAAGAACUUCUCUCAGAAUGGCUAUAAUACUUUGCUGGCCGAGGAACAGCCAGGGGUCUGGUCGUACAAAGCGAUGGGGUUCAAGUAUCAGCCCACUGAUGUGUAUUUCCGGCCAUUUGGGCACAUCCUAAAUGACAAUCCGAUAUACAGAACGAUGUCUCCCUUCUGUUAUCUAAAUAUGCCAGAGACAGAACACGUCUUGGCGUCUAUUGAGAGGUAAGAUUUCAAAAUCUGCCAUGGAUAAUAUAAAAAAUUUAAAUUAAAUUUUUUUUUAUAGCUCUUCGUAAAGCUAUAGCAAGAUCGUAUUUUACUUUUUAAAGGUUUAUAGAGGCCCAAACAUCGCAAUCUAUCCCUUAUUUCCUCUUCUCCUUUCUCUGGAAACUCUCUCAUGAUGACAUAAAUAUGAUCGAAAGACUCGACAAUCUCCUCUACACCUGGCUUCAGCGAAUCCACAUGAAAGAACUGCUCAGAGAGACUGUUAUCAUCUUCAUGUCGGAUCAUGGGAACCGAUUUGACGACAUCAGGCAAGAAAAUUAUCUUACAGUACCAAUCAUGUUUAAUAUAAUUUCAGAUCAACUCUGAUCGGCAGAUACGAAGAGCGAAUGCCUUUUCUGUUCGCUCGCCCUCCCGAAAGCCUAUUCAAAAGAUACCCUGAGGCGAAAGAAAAUCUGAAGAAUAAUCUGUGGCGUUUUACCAACCAAUACGAUGUCUAUGAGACUUUGGUGGACAUAGUUACUCACAAAAUUGAUGUGAAACGAACAGACACGUUCAAAAACAGAGGACACAGUCUCUUUCACGAGAUACCUGAAGAUCGGUGGGUACCCUCAGCCUUUGAGGGUAUAAUUUUGAAAUUAUACUAGAUAUCUGAUGAUGACUUUUCAGAACCUGCAAAGAUGCUGAUAUCGAUGAGCAUUUCUGCGUAUGUCAAGAGGAGACACCUCUAGACGUAGCUGAUAAAAUGGCAAAAGCAGCAGCUGAAGAAGUUAUCCACGAAAUCAAUAUGGAAUUAACACCAGUCAAUAAACUUUGUCAACCCGUCAAGUUGGAGAAGAUUGUAGAUGCUAGACUUCUGAAAGCCAAUGAUAAGGUAAAAGGACUAAAGAUUACAUUAUGAUAUCUACGAGAAACCUAGAGAUAUUAAUUACAAAUUUAUGAUGACAUCACUUUAGGUCAAAAACAAUAAUCGCUGGCAUUGGAAUAAAUUCAUUGGAGAUACCAAUAUCAAAUCAGUGAUCUCAUUUAUCCGUCUAACCCUCAAGGCUCAACCCAACAACGCCAUGUUUGAGGCCUCAGUUCAAGUCACACAAUCAGAUGGACAGACCAAAUUUAGUGUAAAUUUGGAUCAAAUCAGCAGGAUAAAUUCGUACGGACAGGCGGCAAAGUGUGUGUCAGAUGGAUUCAGGAAACUGGAGAAGAUUUGCACAUGCUCAGAGAGCAGUAUAUAA
This is a messenger RNA of Bursaphelenchus xylophilus (pine wood nematode), 2441 nucleotides long. The record is from the annotation of a GenBank genome assembly. Lineage: Eukaryota; Metazoa; Nematoda; Chromadorea; Rhabditida; Aphelenchoididae.